Molecule: messenger RNA, 2238 nt
Organism: Hemiscyllium ocellatum (epaulette shark)
Lineage: Eukaryota; Metazoa; Chordata; Chondrichthyes; Orectolobiformes; Hemiscylliidae
Product: 5'(3')-deoxyribonucleotidase, mitochondrial-like
Exons: 5
Coding region: 462-1208 (248 amino acids)
Biological process (GO): pyrimidine deoxyribonucleotide catabolic process
Molecular function (GO): 5'-nucleotidase activity
Source: RefSeq, a predicted model, not a curated record
CAGGUUGUAAAUUGCUGCCUUGCCUUGAUGAUUUUGUUUGUGACAUCGCUCUUGGAAACUUUUCCUUGGGGAAAAUUCCAAACAUCGUCCCUCCAGACGAUUUGCAGACAUUGCCUCGCUUGGACAAGAACCCUGCAAAUUUGGGUGCCUUUAUAGCUUUAAGAGGAGAGGGCGUAAUUUCCGGAGAUUAAACGAGCGGUCAUUUACAGUUGCUUCAUAUGAGAAGGGUCUUGUCAGUUUUGUAAGCGCCGGAAGGUGUGACUUUCAUCAUUGCAGAAUACUGAAGUAUUUUGACCUCUCGGUAGAGCACUCAAAUGCAAAUCCAAUGUGAGCCGUCACUGUGCAAGUAAACACUUUAUAAUUAGAACGCCGAUGUAAAUUAGCUGCAAACCAUGGGAAUGCAGGAAUCUGCCGACGGCUGCCUCCAUUGAAUGCAUAUGACUCAGUGAUAGUGUGUUUGAAUGCAAAAACAAAAUCGAUUUCCGCUUUGGGAGGAUUGCUUUUCAUUUUGCCCACUGUACCUGAGCAUGAUCUUCCUGGCUCGACUGGCAAAUCUCCGGAGAUCGGGGAACAAAGUGCUCGGCGCAGUGACCAAGUCUGUUUGUGCAGGGCAUCACCGUGCCGGAGCCAGUCUGCGGGUGCUGGUCGACAUGGACGGGGUGUUGGCUGAUUUCGAAGGUGGAUUCUUGAAGAAGUUCAGGGAAACGUAUCCCGAAGAUCCCUAUAUCGAGCUUCAAGAUCGCAGAGGUUUCUGGGUUUCGACACAGUAUGGAGAACUGCAGCCUGAACUCUGUGAGAAAGCAAAAAGUAUAUGGGAGUCAAAGAAUUUUUUCAUUGAACUUGAACCUAUUCCUGGUGCAGUGGAGGCUGUGAAAGAGAUGGCCAAUAUGAAAGACACUGACGUGUUUAUUUGCACCAGUCCAAUAAAGAAGUAUAAAUACUGCCCUUAUGAAAAAUAUGCAUGGGUAGAGAAACACUUGGGUAAAGAUUUCCUGGAGCUAAUGGUACUAACUCGGGACAAAACAUUGGUAUCAGGCAAUUUGCUGAUCGAUGACAAACCAGAUAUAUCAGGUGUGGAACCUUGUCCGAAAUGGGAGCAUGUACUUUUCUCAGCCUGUCACAAUAUGCAUGUACAACUGAGACCCCCAAAAAGGCGAUUGCACUCCUGGGAUGAUUGGAAACCACUACUUGACAGCAAACGACAAUGAUGACCUGAGUGGAGCCUGAAAUGUCUCAGUGACAUGGAACAAUGAAACCUAAUUGUUUGGUGCAGAACUAAAGGAAUGGCGUUUGAAGUUAGUUAAUAGCUGCCUGUUAUUUUGUGCGUAAACAAUUUAUCACCUUGUGUGAGGGAUUCUGUUUUCCUGUGUUUUCCAUUGAUUAGGUACUUUUCAAUCAAUUAUAUAGAUGAUACAGGUUUGGUUAGAAUCCAAUAACAUGCUAGUAAUUGCAUCAAUUUUCUAUCACUUUUGAACAUUGUGCAGCACAUUGCAGUUGUCAAAGUUGCCAAGAUAAAGAAUCAAACAUAAUCUCAUUCUGAAGUAGGCUCAAAAGACCUAAAAUGUUAGUCUGCAUUCUGUCCACAGAUGCUGCCAGACCUGCAAAGAUUCUCCAACAAUUUCUGUUGUUGUUUCAUAAUAUUCAGCUGUUCUGUGGUAUUUAAUAUGUUGCAGGUUAGAAUUUCAACCAAGUCCAGACAAAAGGCACAUUGUCAAUUAACACACCCACUCAAUUUACUUAUUUGCCAACGUGUUGAUUUUAUUUCUUUUACAUGCUGCCUUUCAAUUUUGUAUAAAAUUUGUUGCAGUGAUUAUCAGCUCUGAUGCUGUGAUAUAUUGUGAGUGCUGUCACUGUUGCUCAUCAGAAAAUACUAUUCAGUAACCCAUCGCUAUUAUAACUUUGCCAUUUCUGGCAGUGCAGUCGCAUCUUUACUACAAAUCACAUUUAUUUUAAUUGAUAGUGAUGCAGACUGAAUACGAUCCCCUACUCUCAAAUAGACAUGGUGGCUGGGAAAUCCCUGUUCAACUCAACCUUUGGGAUGUUCUGUAAGGUAGGCUUGUGGUGAUGGAAAGUGUGAUGCAAAAACAUUUUCAAGGAUUUUGGUGCUGCAUUACAUUAGAAAUCCAACUGCCCCAAUAAUUUGAAACUAAUCUGGUAUUAACUUCUUAAUUGGCUCAUCCAAUUAAAUAGGAGAAAGUGAGGACUACAAAUGCUGGAGAUCAGAGCUGAAAAUGUGUU